AUGAACCGAUGUGCCACGCACGACAUCAUCAGACUGGACUGGACUGGACUGGACUCGACUCAAUCGCCCUCGUUCCAACCAUGGCCAUCACGUCAUACCGAGGAGCAAUCGGCCUCAUUUACUCCUCCCGCUGCAAACAAAAAACAUGGCGUCCAAACAAGAGACCUUGGUCCAGGUGUGCUCGAGGCUUGUUGGAGAGCAUUUCAAAGAGGAUCCUUUUCACAAACCUUUCCAGCUGCAGAAGUUCAAGCCCGCAGAACACGCUUUGUUGUGCGAUUUCUUUUGGAAGACAAAAAUAUCCCCGGGGACCCCCAAAGAGGCGAUCAACCAUGCCUGCUAGUGCACGAUCUCGAAAACCCUAGCCACAAGGAAAAGACUGUCUACAAACACAUCGAAGCUAACAAGGGCUCGUGCAUUGGACUCUAUGGAACAUCGGGUGUCGGGAAGACGCGCUCCACGUUUGAAUAUCUCAGCCACAACUUUGGUUUGUAUUUUGUUGCAAGCACAAGACACGAUGCAGGCUCCUCUGAUUUGGAAAAUCUCCUCAUCUGGUUCAAACGUUUGGUUUAUGUGCGAAAUGUGGUCUAUGCCGCCAUGAACGAACAGUUGAAGAAGAAGGGCCAACCAUGUCUCACCCCGUAUCAAUGGCUCUUGAUUCAGCUUUAUCCGGAAGAGGCACUGGGAUGGGAUCUAUUCGAUGUUGUUCAUGGUGAAUUAACCGCGGGAGCUGUCUUGAAUCCCGAGGACAAGUCCAUUGCCAGUCUAUGA
This is a messenger RNA of Seminavis robusta, 768 nucleotides long. The record is from the annotation of a GenBank genome assembly. Lineage: Eukaryota; Bacillariophyta; Bacillariophyceae; Naviculales; Naviculaceae.